AUGUUUAACAGAAAGAGAAAGGGGGAUUUUGAUGAUGAUGAAUAUUACAGAGACUUUAAACCACGUCGUCCAAAGAGACAAAGAGUUCCACCAGUGGUUCAGCUUUGUAAGGAAAUGAUGCCAGAUAUCCGUACCAUAGGUGAGUCAAAGAAAGCUUUCGAGGAUGAUAUCAAGUUUUUAAGUGACGCUAUUAUUAAUGAAUAUGGCCAAGAAGAAUAUUUCAACAAUGCUUUACUUCAGACUUUCACUGCUGUUACAUUCGAACAACCACAGAAACUACCUGCCAUUGCUCUCUUAACGAUGACAGUCAAUGCUGGCAAUGAGGUUGCUGGGAAAAGUAUCUUAAACCAUUUCUUUGAUUUAUUACAAAACAUUUGCAGCGAAUUUAUUGAUAAUACGACAGACUCCGAACGUGUUUCUAAUGAUACUGGGUCAUGGAAUAGGAUCAAGUUACUGUUAAGAUUUUUUUCAUUAGUAUCACCAAUGUUGAUCAAUGAUGAUGUAAUUUCACUCUAUAAACAAUUCUUUGAGUUAGCAGUGAACUUAAACAACUUGAAUCCAGAAAAAAGAAAUGCUCUAUCUGAAGCCAUUUACACUAAUACUCUAUUAAACAUCCCAUACUUAUUUUAUUUUAAAAAAUCUAAAUCUGAAGAUACAGAAGCAUUAAUGAAUAGUGUUGAAGAAUUAAUUAAAUAUGUCGAAGAAAAUUACGUUAUAAAAGCUGCUGACUUUGAUAUAUUGAAAGACUACACCAAGAACAGUCCAUAUCAAAUCAUUGAAUUAGUUCAAUUGGCACUACCAAACUUGAAGAAAGCCUUAUUAAACAACAUGCAAGAAGUUUCUCAAUUAUUUUACGAUUGGAAUAAUCUAUUACCUGUUCAAGCAGGAAAUCAAGGCUUCAAUAGUGCUCUACAAUUACCAACUGCUGAACAGUUAGAACCAUUUAGUAAAUUAGAUAAAACAUCUGUUGGUUCGGUAGAUGGCCUAUGGAGGGUACCAAGAUAUGUUUUUCAUGCUUACUUACCUGACACCAUCGGCACCGACUUCGAAACUGUCAUCCCAAUUGAUACAUAUGCUGGUCAAUUAUUUAACGACAUUGUCAUUGACAUUGUGGAAAGUUUAGAAUUCAAUAGAAGCGAGGUUGCUAAACAAGUUAUUUCAUUAAACUUAUUUUUCAAGGACGAUAUCUUUGCCCCUGCAGGUGAAUCUAUCGCCCAAAUUGCUGCAAUCUAUGAAGAGAAUCCAAUGGCUUCCACUUUUAAACUUGAAGAUCUCACCGUUGAAACAAUCUUAAGUCUAAUCUUUAAAUUACCGAAUGUUUCUCAACCAUUUGCUUACUUCUAUACUUUGCUCGUUGAUAUCUGUCAAAAUGACCCCAAAGCAAUUGCACCAGUAUUUGGUAGGGCAUUUAGAUUUUUUUAUAACAACAUAGAAAAUCUAGACUUUGAGUUGAAACUAAGAUUUUUGGACUGGUUCUCAAUCCAAAUGAGUAAUUUCAACUUUUCAUGGAAGUGGAAUGAAUGGGAACAAGACUCCAUCAAAUACAGAAAGUCGUUUUAUAAUCCGAAGAUUGUUUUUAUAAAAAACUUAAUUCGUAAGGAACUGAGAUUGACUUCGAAUGUCGCUGAAGUGGAUGACAGUCUUCCAAAUGAGUUUAAGCAAUACCUUGACAGUUCAUAUAUUCCAGUGAAUCAACUAACAGCGUUUUAUCAAAAUCUUUUCACAAGCGAAUUUACUGUUGAUGUUAACGAUGUUACCAAGAACGAUUUAUUUUUCAAACAGGAUAGCCUGCCAAUAGAAUCUAUUGUUCGUGAUAUAUUAGAUUUUAUGCAUAAACCGAAUAACACUAGAGACAUAAAUGAAUUGAAAACACUACUAGAGUCUUUGACUAAUGAAUAUGGCUCAAUUAUGGCGGACCGUAGCCGUUUUAUCAUAGUGUUAUUAAUACAAUGUCUAUGCCAUUCAGGAAGUAGAUCUUUAUCUCAUGCGAAUAAAUAUAUUAGUGAUUUGGGUAGUGACUUGAAGGAAGUCUUUGAUACUUUAGAGAUUGAGGAAGAUAUCAAGGAAUAUACUAUAAUCGAGGCGGUACUAAGCUAUUGGGUUAAGAAUUCUCAAACUGGUUACCUUAUCGUCGAUACCAUGAAAUUCGCUGAUUUGGUGAAACCAAAAUCAAUCAUAACUUUCUGUUUCACAGAAUUCAACGGUUCUGAAAAUUAUGGUUUGGUCGAUGUUACCGCAAUCGACUCUGUGUUCAGAACCCUAUCCCAGGAACUCGUGAGUUCACCAGACUCCGUUGAACUGUUCGAAUUUGUUUUUGAGAAAUUAUGUAAAGUCAUGACAUCUUCAAUUGAACAAGUUGGUCUUAGCAAUAAUGAAGAGGUUACUCUCCCUGUUAUUAAUUCUGCUGAUGACAUGGACGUUGAGGAUGAUUUAAUGAAACAAGAUUUACUUUGGAAGUACGACACUGCAAUGUGUUUUGCCAAGAGUCUGUUGAGAAAAUUUUCAACUCAAUACAAACUACUAGGUCCUAAAUUCAUCGGAGGUUUCAAAGACAAUGUAAUUCCACAUGAACCUACUCAGAGAAAGCUAUUAACUUGGAUUAAUGAGGUUAAUGAAAUUUGA
Molecule: messenger RNA, 2622 nt
Organism: Kazachstania africana CBS 2517
Lineage: Eukaryota; Fungi; Ascomycota; Saccharomycetes; Saccharomycetales; Saccharomycetaceae
Gene: STO1
Product: Sto1p
Exons: 1
Coding region: 1-2622 (873 amino acids)
Biological process (GO): mRNA export from nucleus; nuclear-transcribed mRNA catabolic process, nonsense-mediated decay
Cellular component (GO): nucleus; nuclear cap binding complex
Molecular function (GO): mRNA binding; RNA cap binding; protein binding
Source: RefSeq, a predicted model, not a curated record